ACAUGUCUAAACUCGGCUUAACGCGUAUCGGGUGCCCAUUGGCCACUGGCCCCUAGCCCUCGCCCUCCCUUUUCUAUUGCUCCGAAGCCCGAGUUGCGAGCUGUCUCCUCCACUCUUCUCCUUCACUGUCGCAGCCGCCCCUUGUAGAAGCUUCGAGGCUGCUGCUGCUGCGCCCAUGGCCGCGGAAGGCAAGACGCCGUCCCUCGCCGAGGAGUAUUCACUUCCACCACAGGAAGUUCCAGUGGAAAAGGCAGCUGAGGAGAAGCCCUCUAGUGGUACUGAGUCUGAAGCUGCUCCCUCAACCAAUGAUGAAACUCCUCCAUCUGUAGAAGACAAGAAUGGAACUUCUGAAGUACAAGAUGCUGCUGAAAAUCCAGAGGCAGAAGAAACUAACACUGCUGCAGAGGAAACACCUGCUGUAGAGGAAGCAAGUGAGACUACCGAGGAGGAAGAGGCUGAGAAACCUGAGAUCAAGAUCGAAACAGCUCCAGCAGAUUUUCGUUUCCCAACAACAAACCAAACAAGGCAUUGUUUCACACGCUAUGUUGAAUAUCACAGGUGUGUGGCUGCAAAAGGUGAGGAUGCACCUGAGUGUGAUAAGUUCGCCAAGUACUAUCGAUCCCUGUGCCCAGGUUGAUCGCUGGAACGAGCAACGCGAAAACGGCACCUUCCCUGGACCUCUGUAAUCCUACAAUGCAAAAGAAGUAUGAACUCACGAUGUUGUGCCGGCUUCUCUUCCUUGGUAACUGGCGCCAAGUUACCUUUUUUGGAGCUCUCUACAGAAUAAGAAAUCCCUUUUGGCUUGAAGAAUGCCCUGUUGCUCUUCCUAACGGUCAUGUUGUGCGCUGCUGAGAAACUAGCGUCACAGUUAACAAUUUUCUUUAUACAGUUCAGAAAAUGAUUCGUGAUUCCCCAUA
This is a messenger RNA of Zea mays, 917 nucleotides long. RefSeq lists its product as uncharacterized. Gene Ontology annotation, cellular component: mitochondrion; respiratory chain complex IV. The transcript is spliced from 5 exons. The record is from RefSeq and is a predicted model, not a curated record. Bases 176 to 637 code for a protein of 153 amino acids. NCBI's taxonomy places the organism in Eukaryota, Viridiplantae, Streptophyta, Magnoliopsida, Poales, Poaceae.